AGCUUUCACUCCGAUCGUCGUCAUGUGUAAAGCUGCACUUCUCACGCUCGGUCUGCUGGUGGCGCUGCUGGGCGGCGCUCAGGCCACUGACGGACACCCGAUCUACGGAGUGAAGCUGUGCGGGAGAGAGUUCAUCCGGGCGGUCAUCUUCACCUGCGGGGGCUCGCGGUGGAGGAGAUCUCUGGAUGUUUCAGGCGAUCUGUCCAGUGAUCUGCUCUCUACUCAUGAUGACGAGGUCUCUGACAGCUGGGUCUCCAACCCUCUCAUCCCUGGACUGUCAUACAGACCCCGUCCCGAUGCAGAGGCCCAUGUCUGGGCAGGAGAGGGCCAGGAGAGCCCCGUGUUCAGCCGCCCCGCCCGCUCUCUCAUCUCAGAGGAAGUGCUGGAGGCCUUGCGCACGUCAGACAGGAAGGGGCGGGACGUGGUCGUUGGGCUGUCCAAUGCCUGCUGUAAAUGGGGCUGCAGUAAGAGUGAAAUCAGCUCGUUGUGUUAAAGGACUGUGUGAUCAUAUUUUUCCACCCUUCCUCGCCUGUACUUCCAUUCCAACCUUCCUAUAUGUGAGGAAUGACGGUGGAGAGUUUGUUGAAAGUCAUUCCUAUGAAAUACUGAAAAUAUAUGUGUGUCAGAAAUGUAGGAAUAGCAGAUUUGAGACAAAGUGAAGAGCCUGUUUGUCAGUCUUCUUAAAAACUGCUCAUUUCUGUUCUUGUGCUUCUCUUCUGUGGUCAUGGAUUUAAUAACAGCGAACUGAAAUAAAGUUUUGAU
Messenger RNA from Carassius gibelio (silver crucian carp), 762 nucleotides. RefSeq names its product relaxin-3-like. Gene Ontology annotation, cellular component: extracellular region. The transcript is spliced from 2 exons. The record is from RefSeq and is a predicted model, not a curated record. NCBI's taxonomy places the organism in Eukaryota, Metazoa, Chordata, Actinopteri, Cypriniformes, Cyprinidae. The coding region runs from base 23 to 493 and encodes 156 amino acids. Gene Ontology annotation, molecular function: hormone activity.